Molecule: messenger RNA, 225 nt
Organism: Miscanthus lutarioriparius
Lineage: Eukaryota; Viridiplantae; Streptophyta; Magnoliopsida; Poales; Poaceae
Source: the annotation of a GenBank genome assembly
AUGGCCGGCGGCGGGGAUGAGGCGGCUCUGUGCGCGGCGACGUCGGAGGGGGUGUGGCAGGGGGACAACCCGCUGCACUUCUCGCUGCCGCUCAUCAUCCUGCAGGUCUGCCUCGUCCUCGUCCUCACCCGGGGCCUCGCCCUCGCGCUCCGCCAGCCCCGCGUCAUCGCCGAGAUCAUCGUACGGCAAACCAACAAGUCUGAAUCUUGCUGCCCAGAAAAAUAA